Zingiber officinale is the source of this 1688-nucleotide messenger RNA. Its product is annotated as pentatricopeptide repeat-containing protein At2g36240-like. The transcript is spliced from 2 exons. Gene Ontology annotation, molecular function: protein binding. NCBI's taxonomy places the organism in Eukaryota, Viridiplantae, Streptophyta, Magnoliopsida, Zingiberales, Zingiberaceae. The record is from RefSeq and is a predicted model, not a curated record. Bases 39 to 1598 code for a protein of 519 amino acids.
AGUACACCACCAUUCGGCACCGGCCUUCUUCGGUUCCCAUGGCAUCGAGGCGACUCGCCAAAUCCCUGCCGUCCGUCUCCACUCUCAACUCUCUGCGCCGUAACACCGACCUCGAUCACAUCCCUAAACCUGUCGCCCGCUUCGAUCUCUCCGCCGUCUUCGACCCCUCCUCCCCCUCCGCCGUCUCCUCCGCCCCUCCUCUUCCCACGCUCUCCCUCUCCGCCGCCGCCCCCUCCCGCCUCAUUCGCUUCCUCGAGUCCCACCUCCCGCCCUCUUUCACCCCAGCCGACCUCCUCCGCCUCCUCAGCUGCCGCCUCCGCCACCACCCCGCCUUCGCCCCUUACGAUCUCCACGUCUUCCAAUGGGCCGCCGGCGUCGAUUCCUUCCGCCACGACCAUUCCACCUACGAGUGGAUGGCUCGCACCCUCGCCGUCACCGACCGCCUCGGCCCUCUCCGCCUCCUCCUCCACCGCAUGCUCGCCCAGCCUUGCCCCUGCGCCGACGGCAUCUUCGCCUGCCCUCGCAUCGAACCGAUCAUCGGCUUCGCCAUUCACGCGUUCUGCCGCGCGGGACGCCUUGAUGAUGCUAUCUCCGCCUUCGAGGACUCCCGGAGGUCCGUCGACGGCCGUCCCGGUGUGGCUCUUUACAACACCCUCAUCAACGGGUUCGCUCGGCGAAGGGAAUAUCAGAAAGCCAAGAGCUUGUAUGACAGAAUGGUCAAGGAUCGCGUGAAACCCGACACUUUCACCUUCAACAUCUUGAUCAGCAGCUGCCUCCGGUGCUCGGACCUCAAUUCGGCGCUGGAUUGGUUCCGAGAGAUGAGGGCAAGGGGAUGUGAGCCAAACGUCGUCAGUUUUAACACUCUCAUCAGAGGCUUCUUCAAGGAGAAGAAAUUUAAGGAGGGAAUUGGAGUUGCCAGGGAGAUGCUUGAACUGGGCUAUGGGUUCUCAGUUGCUAGUUGCGAUAUUCUCAUGGACGGUCUCUGUAAAGAUGGCAAGAGUCUGGAAGCAAGCAAACUGUUGGAGGAGUUCUUGCAGAAAGGAGCUUUACCGAACGGGUUCGAUUGCUUUGUUUUGGUGGAGACAUUUUGUAAAGAUGGUGGUAGUGCAGGGAGAGCCUUGGAAGUAGUUGAUUCACUCUGGGGGAAGGGCAAUUUUUGCAGCGAGGUGACUUGCUCUACCUUGAUCGAGGGACUCAGAAGUUCAGGUAAGAUAAAUGAUGCAUGUGGCUUAUUGGAGAGAAUGCUGCAGAAGGAAAUGCUUCCUGAUACCAUCACCUUCAACACUCUUUUGGAAACACUUUGUGAUAUCGGAAGGACAUCAGAUGCCAACAGAUUGAGAGUGAUAGCAUCCAAAAAGGGUUUUAAACCUGACACUGUGACUUUUGGCAUACUGGCUCAUGGAUUCUCUAGAGAAGGGAGAAAAACAGAGGGGGAAUCUAUCAUCAAUGAAAUGCUUGAUGCCGGAUUUAUACCAAAUAUUGCUACUUAUAACACAUUGAUGGAUAGACUGCCUACUAGAAAGAAUCCUUCAAGUCGCCAAAUUGGAAAGGCCAGGAUUAACAAGUCAAUGGAGUCUGAUGCGGCGAUAAUUUGCUGAAGUUUACUCUCAUGAUGUGGAUGGACUUGCAUGUAUCAACACCUAUCAGAAGGUACUGGGAGUCAUUCCAACGUGGCCCCUCCGAAGUAA